This is a messenger RNA of Anastrepha obliqua, 1253 nucleotides long. Its product is annotated as 300 kDa antigen AG231. The transcript has a single exon. Lineage: Eukaryota; Metazoa; Arthropoda; Insecta; Diptera; Tephritidae. The coding region runs from base 39 to 1154 and encodes 371 amino acids. The record is from RefSeq and is a predicted model, not a curated record.
CGUCAAUAACUCCAUAUACUGCACUAAAUAGCCUCAAAAUGUCGCUCAAACUUUUUGGCUUGGCAAUAUUAAGCAUCAUUUUGUACACAACAGUACCCACACAAGCUGGCGUCAUACACCCUGAGAAGUUGAUUGAGUCACCCGCAACAGAGCCACAAACCAUUGCAAGCGAUCUGCCGGAAAGCAGAACAAUCUCGGUUAAUGUGACUAGCGACACUCCCAGCAGAUAUGAAGAUUCGACUCUUAGAAACGCCGUAGCUUCUCUAGAUCCAGCGCCAGGCACAAUUGAGGGCAUUGAGAUUACUUUGGACACAGUAGAAGACAAGCAAGAGGAACCAAAGCCAAAGAAAGAUGAAGAAAAACAGUCGGUGGAUGAGCAAAACACAGAAGAAACGGAAGAGUCCAAUAUUGUAGCUAAUGAAAAUAAAGAUGAAUCCGCAAUAAACAGAGAUGAAGCGACUAACACCAAAGUUAAUGCUGACGAAAGUGAUAGCCUUGCAAGUGAUACACCGCCCAGCAACGCACAAUCCGCAACUCAAACUCAAAAAUCUUCCAAGCUGCUACUCCUGAGCACGCCGCGCAUCCGCCGCGAGCAGGAGGAGAAUAUUGCAGAGCCCGAGGAUGUUGAUAUCAAUACUGCAGUAUCUACAGACGAAACCACCGAGCUGAGUAUUGAGAUUCGAGCUAAGGACGAAAAGUCAAGCGAAGAGAGCGUGGAGAACGACAAGAAGGUGGCGACUGAAGAACCCAGCUUCUUUACACGUGUAAGUGAGGCAAUCUUUGGUAAAAAAUCAGCGGACGAGCCAGCCAAACCAGCUAAAGAUAAUAAGGAGGAGGAGGCGCAGAAACAGAGCGAUGCAGUGGAGCAAGAGGAUAAAAAGGAGAUUAAGAAAGACGACGAUAUCGUCAUUCCAGCCGCUGCUGAGCAGACACCAGAGACGCAUAAUGACAAUUCCGGUACAGCAGUGUUGAUCGAAACCGAGCCCGAAUAUGUGCUCAUCGACUCAGAUGUAGAGCACCUGGAGCAUAUCGGCAGUUUCACACAUGCCGACAGCGCUGAACAUCUGCAGCCCAUUGUGCACUCAGUGGAAGUGGUGCCAUCGCAUUUCGAAGAACCUUUACUCUUCACAAGCAGCUACGUGCAUGCCUGGUAGUCGUUUGGCGUAGACUGAGAAAGGAUUUAUUGUUAAACUAAUUUUAAUGAUAUUCUUUAGUUGCAUCAGUUUAUAAUUCUUCCUCUUCUUUGCUCUCCU